This is a messenger RNA of Morchella importuna, 318 nucleotides long. RefSeq lists its product as uncharacterized. Bases 1 to 318 code for a protein of 105 amino acids. Lineage: Eukaryota; Fungi; Ascomycota; Pezizomycetes; Pezizales; Morchellaceae. The transcript has a single exon. The record is from RefSeq and is a predicted model, not a curated record.
AUGGCCUGCGAGGACAUGGAGGCCCUGCUGUCCAAGGGCGGGGACUUCACGAUCGAGCUGCUGAGGAUGGCUGCCGUCGUUGCGAAGGAGGAGCUGGCGGCCGCUACCACUGCUGCCACCACUGCUGCGGCGACAGUUAAUGCGCAGAGAGCUGCUGGGAGAUCGGUGGGCCAGGCGAAUGUGGAUGCGGAGAGGAUACGCCUGCUGGAGGCGAGGGUGCAGGUGUUGGAAGCGAGAGCUGCUGCAGCCGUGAUGUCCCCGGCCGCGGCGCAGAGGGCGGCAGCGGACAGGAUGAGCAAUGUUAGGAGGAGGCUGUGA